CCCAGCAGUCAAGCCAUGCGAGCCUGUCCCGAGUGGGUUCCUGAAACUCGGGGUGGGGUAGUUAUAAUCACAUGCCUGCGGCCUAGGGUCCGCAUGCCCGCAUCCCAAUACAAGCUCCGCUGGGAUCCCUGGGCCCUGUUCAGGCAGCUCUUCCACCCCGCCCGCCUGGCCCGGAAAGAAGGCGAGGCGAGGAGAGGCGAGGCGGAGCUUAGACCAGCGAGGCUGUGCGGCGGCUCCGUAGGGCUCGGUGUAGCUCCGCUCCGUAAGCCGGAUAGAUCCGCUCCGGGUUUCUGCGCUCGCCUCCUCCCCCACCCGGCUCAGCCCGGCCUUUCCUCUCUCUCGGUCUCUCUCCUUCUCUCCCUCCCUCUUGCAUCUACCCCUCCCCCUCCCCUCCGCCCGAGCCGCCGCCUGGGGCCGAUCCGCGCAGCUCCGAACAUGGCUGAAGUCGGGGAGGACACGGGCGCCCGGGCCCUGCUGGCACUGCGCUCGGCGCCCUGCAGCCCGGUGCUGUGCGCCGCGGCCGCUGCGGCUGCCGCUUUCCCCGCGGCGCCGGCUCCAGCGCUGCCGCCUCAGCCGCCGCCGCCGCCGCCGCCGCCGCUGCCGCUGCCGCCGCCGCCGCCACCUCCGCCGGCGUCCGCUGCUCCCCCGGCGGCGCCCCAACAACCGGCGCCCCCGCCGCUACCGCUGCCGCUGCCGCCGCCGCCGCCGCCUGCGGGCCUGGGGGGAGCCCCAGCCGGCUCUGCCGCUGGGGGAGCGGCGGCGGCGGCGGCGGCGGCAGCAGCAGCGGCGGCGGCGGCGGCCUCGGUGCGGCAGAGCCCUGGGCCGGCCCUGGCCCGGCUGGAGGGCCGCGAGUUCGAGUUCCUCAUGCGGCAGCCCGCCGUCACCAUCGGCCGCAAUUCAUCGCAGGGUUCCGUGGACCUCAACAUGGGCCAUUCGAGCUUCAUCUCUCGCCGCCACCUGCAGCUCAGCUUCCAGGAGCCGCACUUCUACUUGCGUUGCCUCGGCAAGAACGGCGUCUUCGUGGACGGGGCCUUCCAGCGCAGGGGCGCCCCGGCCCUGCAGCUCCCCAAGCAAUGUACCUUUCGAUUUCCCAGUACGGUUAUAAAGAUCCAGUUCACAUCUCUGUACCAUAAAGAAGAAGCUCCACCAUCUCCCCUUCGACCUCUUUACCCUCAAAUUUCCCCUCUGAAGAUCCAUAUUCCGGAGCCGGAUCUCCGGAGCCUAGUCAGUCCCAUUCCUUCUCCUACUGGCACUAUCAGUGUUCCCAACUCCUGUCCAGCUAGUCCUCGUGGUGCUGGAUCCUCAGGAUAUCGUUUUGUUCAAAAUGUCACUUCGGACUUGCAGCUGGCUGCAGAAUUUGCAGCAAAGGCAGCUUCAGAGCAGCAGGCAGACACAUCUGGAGGGGACAGCCCAAAGGAUGAAUCAAAACCACCAUACUCUUAUGCUCAGCUAAUAGUUCAGGCUAUAUCUUCAGCCCAAGACAGACAGUUAACACUAAGUGGGAUCUAUGCCCAUAUCACCAAGCAUUACCCUUACUACAGGACUGCUGACAAGGGCUGGCAGAAUUCUAUUCGACACAAUCUCUCCUUGAACCGUUACUUUAUUAAAGUUCCACGUUCUCAGGAGGAGCCUGGAAAAGGUUCCUUUUGGCGAAUUGACCCAGCAUCAGAAGCCAAGCUAGUAGAACAGGCAUUCCGGAAACGGAGACAGAGAGGAGUUUCCUGUUUUCGAACCCCUUUUGGGCCUUUAUCAUCAAGGAGUGCUCCUGCUUCACCUACUCAUCCGGGGCUAAUGUCGCCUCAUUCUAGUGGCCUACAGACUCCAGAGUGCCUGUCUCGGGAGGGUUCACCCAUUCCACAUGACCAUGAUUUUGGGUCAAAAUUAGCCUCUGUUCCAGAGUAUCGGUAUUCACAAAGUGCACCUGGGUCUCCUGUUAGUGCUCAGCCAGUGAUAAUGGCCGUUCCUCCCCGACCGUCAAAUCUCGUGGCCAAACCAGUUGCUUACAUGCCAGCUUCAAUAGUGACUUCACAGCAGCCUUCUGGUCAUGCAAUUCAUGUUGUGCAGCAAGCUCCCACUGUUACCAUGGUCAGGGUUGUGACCACAUCUGCUAAUUCAGCUAAUGGAUACAUACUCACCAGUCAGGGCACAGCAGGAAAUAGCCAUGAAGCAGCGGGCACAGUUUUGGACUUGGGCAGUGAACCAAGAGCAUUGGAAGAUAAACCUACGAUUGCAUUCGCGACAAUUCCAACUGCCAGCCGAGUCAUCCAGACAGUUGCCAGUCAGAUGGCUCAGGGAGUUCCAGGACAAACAGUUACAAUACUUCAGCCAGCAACACCAGUGACCAUUGGGCAGCAUCAGCUCCCAGUUAGGGCAGUGACACAAAAUGGAAAGCAUGCUGUUCCUACCAGUAGCAUCACUGGCAAUACUUAUGCCCUUACAAAUCCACUGCAACUUCUCGCAGCCCAGGCUAGCUCCUCCACUCCUGUCGUGGUUACACGGGUGUGUGAAGUGGGCCCCGAAGACCCUGCAGCCUCCUCGGGGGAGCCAGAUGUCAAAAGACCUCGGUUGGAGGAACCCAGUGGAACUGUUGUGGCACAGACAGGAGUGAUAACAUCUACAACCCCACAAGGGCAAGGAACCGGUGAAUGAAGUACCUGGGAAAGGAGCUGGAAUAUAGGUGGAGCAGAAGGUGCAUCAAAAGGAGUGGUAGAACAGAAGCAUAACUACCUAAACAGCCACUUAUCUUUACAUGAGAUAGGAAAGACAGCUCCAUAGCUCAUCAGAUCUCGAGGUGCCAAACAGAUUGGGAAAAGCUUCCAUCUACCUGUACCUGGAAUUCAGCUCAGCCUUUACUUUUGUUUUUCUCUUCCAUACCUUUUAGUUAAAAAAACAAAAACAAAAACAAAAAAACAAAAAACAAAAAACCCACAUAAACAAAUACAGACAACUGAUUGUAUGACUGCUGGGAAUUCUUUUUUUUUUUUUCAGCACCUCCUAUCCUUCCCUAGCCUUUUUCUUCAAGAGGCCAGGGAAGAGAUUGCAGUUCAGUAUCUCAAGGAAUGUAUCACAAAUGUCUGCUCCAUAAGAAGAAGGUUCCUUAUUUCUCCAAUGCCUUAAUGCUGCCUCAGAGUUUUGACAUUGAUAUUCUUAAGGAAGCAGCCUUGACCAUCAUGGGAAGACUGACACAGGUUAUCAUAGUGACAGCAUUAAAGUAGCAUGGUACCCAACAAACAAUCCUUUUAAAGAAAAAAGUAAUUGUAUUUAGAAUGAAUUCUUAUUUAUGUAGUAGGUUGAGAGCAGGUUGUUGGGGUGGGGACCAGGGGGUAGAAUAACAGGAAUUGACCAAUUUGUUAUUUCAUAAAUGUCUUUUUUUCAUAGAAAAGCAAAAGAGAAGGUAUUGAUAUUAGUAUUAUUUUUAACUGGUUUGGUUUUGACCCCUCAAUGUUUCUUGCUUUGUUCAAACAUAUACCAUCUGUUUUUAAAUUAAGCCUAUAUACGUCUUGGACAGAAGUCAAGGGAAUAAUCCCCCCCCCCUUCUUUUGUUUUCAUUUUUGUUUUUGUUUUACAUGCAUGAUGCAUGCGUUAAUCACACCAUGGAGUUAUAAUCCACAGUUGUAACUGUUAAUGUCAUAUUAUGGGAAAUUAUGAAAGCUUCCUAUAUUAGAACAUGUAUUUGUCUCAGAAUUGUUGGAAGUCCUUUGGUUGUAAGACUGGUGAAAAACUAAUGGACUAAAUCAUAACAAUAGUACCCAGGUUUCAGUAUUUGGAGUGGAUGUUCAUCAGAACUGAGCCUUGAUGCUGUCUUCACUGCAGUAGUAGUAAAGUUGAAAUAACUAGGCGUUCUAGACAGAAAUAUUUGGCUCACUUGAUAUGAACGAAAAUAGAACCAGGGGUUUCUCAGAUGUUUCACAAAAAAUCAAACUGUUCUCUCCAUGACCUAAUAAGACCUGAUAUUCUCAGCAUAGCUCGAUGCAAUUUUCUUAUAAUCUCAAUCUUUUUAUUUAAACUUCAUCCAAAUUUCUGUUUUCUUUCACAGGUUAUUAUUGCAGUCAGAAAAUACUUCUUUUGUCUAAAACACCAAAAUCUUUUGGUUCAAUUCAAGGCAAUGAAAUUACCUUCCCAAUUAAUGAGGUUACUCACUUUCUCUCAAUGUUUAUUUACCCUGCCUAAUUAGCUUUGUUGCCAAAAAUGAAUAUAUUAAUAACAGUGCCCUCUGAAGAAGGAAAGAGAACAAAGUGUUUCACUAUAAUGAAUCCCCUCAGGAAAAUGACUUCUAAACUUGUAUACGUGGAAGUUUCAACUAUGUCAAGUAUAUUGAAAGGAGGUGGGAGCAUAUGGAAUAUUAUUUUCCUGAUUUUUAUCAAUCUGUUUUCCUGAGCAGUGUGUAGGAGGGAUGAAGGAAUGCUUUGGGUAGAAAAUUCUCUUUUAUUUUGUCAAAUAUUCUGGUGCUGCUUCUCUCAAUAGUCAUCAUUAGGAAAAAAUGUACACAAAAUGAAACUAUCAGGAAAUGUUUUUUAUUUUAUUGGAAUUAAAAAAAGCCAGAAGUACCUUCCUUCUUUCCCCCAACCUAAGUAGCUCUAUUUAGAACUGGUUCUUUAUAAGCCCUGUUAGAAAAUUGUCAGUGGUGUUCACAACUUCUCCAUAAAAUAAAGGAGACAAAUUAAAGGCAAGAAAAUUUCACAGGAAUUAGAAACUAACCAAUAUUUUUCUGCUUUAGAAUGAAAAAAAUUAACUGCUUAUUUUCUUUUUAAUAAUUUAAGGCAGUGGGCAUUUAACCCACUUUUAGAUAUUAGCAAUUUGCAGUCAGAACCCAUUGAUUUAACCAGAAGUUUAAGAGGGAAGGUGGUCUGGUGAGACACUAGGGAAAGAGAACUAGCUCUACCACAAUUGCCCUUCACACUAUUGUGUCCUCUUCAGUCGGAAUCAGAGGGAACUGGCUCCUCUUAGAAAAAAUUACUGAACCCUUCGAGAAAUACUCUAAUCGGUUCAAUAAAGAAAAAAAAAAGGAAAAUACAUAUAUGUGACUAAAUUUUAAAACAUUUUUUACAUCCAUGCAAUUUGAAGUAUUAAAAAAGUUUUCUGAGCAGUGGGAAUGAGUUAACCAGCAAUGCAGUUCUCAGAGAUACUUUACCCACCUUUAAUGAUGAUAAAUUAUGCUCCAUUCCACACUUACAUUUUCUUAAAUUUGUGUGUGUGUGUGUGUGUGUGUGUGUGUGUGUAUGUAAUUGAGAGAGAGAGAGAGAGAGAGAGAGAGAGAGAGAGAGAGAGAGAGAGAGAGAGAAUGAGAGAAUAAGUUGAAUGAGAGAUGAAUGAUGAUGAGUUAAUUGUUGUCAGACAGGCUUUAUUCUGCCCUGACAGCUUCAAUUACUAACAGAAAUAGGGCCAUGUUCAGGUUAGAGGAUCUGUAAUUAGUGACUUUUUAGGGCCACCAGUUGCUUCUUUCCUAUCCUUAAUUAGUGUUUGUUCUAAGUACUGCUUAUGUAUAAUCUAGGAGAGGGAAAAGGCUUAAGGUGGUGGGAAAUACAUUUCGUCUUCAAUUAUCAUGAUUACCACAGACUUUCUCCUUUCGAAGCAGGGAUUUCCUGCAUAGAACACUCCAUGUUGGGAGGUUAGAAGAAGACAGUGACUCACUUUUUUUCCUUAGUAUUUGUCUCUAUCUUUUGCUUCAUCUGAACUUAGUGCUCCCAUUUGUUUGUUUUUCUGAUGUCAGAAAGCACUGUUUUAUCUAUGUAAACGUUAUAUCUUAGUACUGGUUAGUCCAUAAUUGGAAAAAAAGGAUGGUGAGGGAAAUUGCAAAGUUUCAGUGGAAGGAAUUUCCUCUUCUUGAGAUUUUUGGCACCCUAAGUUUCUUCAAGAGCUGCAUGAUGAAGGAACUAAAAAGGAUUGAGACCAGGAGAAAUGUGGUGGACAUCGGGGAAAUUAUUACCCAUAUAGAUCCUUUAUUUUGUAAUAACCUAAGAAAGGUGUAGAUUAUAGCUAGGAAAUACUGCUUAAUGGCUUCUAAGCCAAUGAUUGUGGCAGAGAUAAUUUGGCCAAAAUAGGAUGUGUGGUGGCUUUAGAAAUUCUUGGACUUUUAUCAUUUGGGGCUAAGACACAGAAAGCAGUUAUGUGUCUGUCUGGUAGUUUUUUAAUCCUGGGAUUUGUCUCAUUUUUGUCUUCUAUCUUAGUACAUUUUUCAUAUUUUCCUCCUGCCCUUUUUUUGCUUCUUACCUGAAAACAAGGAAAUUUUCUUAUAAGGAAUUUUAAUUUUUAAAAAUCCAAGAAAACAGGCAUAAAUAAAAUUAUAUAUACAGGAACUUUAGAAAAUCCAAAAGAGAUGUGCCAGUUAGCCUACAUCUCUUUCUUCUCCCUAUAUGUGGUUUUGUGGUGAUACUGGAAUAUAUAUAAGAACAGUACUUCACAAAUGACAAGCUCUUAGAACAGUUGGUAGGUAAUUUUUAACUGUGUGUUGGUAUUUGAAUAUCAAUUUAUAGAGUCACUUAUUAAGGCAUCACAACCAAAGGUUAUGCUUAAGUAGUCAAUAUGUGAUUAACGUUAAGCACCAAAGGUCAGUAACUAUGUUAUUUUAUUGAAUCUUCACAUAUUAGAGUGUAAUACUAAGCACUAUGGGGAAACAUAGAAGAAAUAUCAGGGUCCCUAACCUCAAGGAGUUUAUUACUCUCUAAGGUUUUUUCCCAUGAGUUUACCUCUUUCUGUCAGUACAACAUCCAUCUGUUCUUGCGGAAUAAUCGCCCUUCUUACCUUUUUGUUCCUAUUCUUUGGGGUUUUUUAAUAAUGGGAUUUUGCUCAACUCUCAGUUCUUUUACCUGUAAGCAGAAUAUAAAAUGAUAAUUAAAAUUAACUUUUGUGAAAGCAAAUGGCAUCAUUCCCUUAUUUCUUCUAAAUACAUAUAGAUAUAUAAAUAAUUUCCUCAUUUGGUUUGAAAAAAUGAGCUUUUCCACCCCAGAACUGGGAUAGGUGCCCUUAGUUCCAAAAGAUUUUUUUCACUCAAAUGUACUAAAAUGGUGUUACAGACUCACUUUUUCUUAUAAGUGUUGCUUGUUUCCCUAUCCUACCAUUAAUUACCAUGGUAACUAGUGCUUUCAGGUUUACCUGUUCUUUAGUGGUAGUUUUACUCCCUGGAUGAAACUGCAUUUUAAGGUUAUCUGAAUCCAGUAGAAGAGAUUGGAAGCACUUCCACUAAGCCGUUUAGAUGGGAAUAAAGAAAAAAUAUAGAAUGAACGGUGACUUUUAAGUCUAGAGUAAUGUUCUGUCCAUCACCCCCCCCCCCCCCAAGUCUAUUUAGAGGUGAAAGGAAUAUCACAGUCAUUAUGCUUGCAUGCUUAUAUUGUUCAAACCUAAGUGAGAGAUGUUAUUAUUUAGAAAUUGACUACUACGUGGGUGUGCAAGCAUUUUGCAUGAUAACUGUUAGUCCUAGGGCUAUGAGAUAUCCUUCCAUUAAUUGUCAGUUGGAGUAUUGUGUUGCACACAGUGGGAUAGGAUUUCAUCUGACUUCUGUUAUUUCUUCAAAAUAAUUAAGGAUUACCAUGACAGUAGCAUUUCAAAGUGAGGUAUGUGGAUCAACAGGCUUUAUUAGAAAUUGAGUUUUCCUUAUGUCCUUAUGAGUGAGAGAGAGAGAGAGAACACCAUUUUUUGUUUUAUAUUUUCUAGAGUAUUAUAUGUCUUUUUACUUUAGAAUUGUGUUAGUGAGACCAGGAGCAGGUCUCAUGUCAUUACCUUUUAUAUAAAAUUUUGGCUGAAUGUGGAAAAGUAUUAGAAUCUUCUGUCUAUACAUUAUUAAGCAUGCAGAAUUUGAACAAAAAAUAAAAUGCUUUUGAGAGGCAGAGGUUACAUAGCAUUGCCAUAUUUUCUUUCUUUUCUUUUUUUACUCAGAAGCUUUGCAGUUAAAUGACUUCAUCUGAUAUAAGGAACUAUUAUCCUUGUCUUUGUUUUUUGCCAUUUCUAGUUUUAUCUUCUUUGCCUUUCUUCUCUUGAGAGAAUACCUACUUUGGGGAAAUCUCUGCAACCUCCAGACAUUUAAAAAAAUACUUUAAAACAACCAUUGUGCAUAUGUCUGUCUCUUGUACCUCUCUGCUGAAGAGAGCACUACUAUGCUAAAAGCUAACGACUGGCCAAAAUGAUUGUAAAACACUUCACAAAUAUAAAGAGAUAUAUGAAUGCUAAAUGGUGUCAUCAUUGUCGUGGGUUAUACCUCGUAUAUAGAAAUAAAAUAAAAGCCCUCUAGUUUAUUUAAUCCACAAUUUAGUGUUUUUUCUUAUAAUGGAAUUUUUUACCUACAACCUCAUUGUGAGUUGUCUUUAUUUUAGUAUUACCUAGGAACAAUGUUAUUUAAUAAAAAAAUUUUUUUUUUAAUUUUCUUGCUGCUAUAGAGACCAAAUUGUUAUAUAAAUAGGAUACAACUGCUUCAGAGAUUCACUUAAUCUCCUUGAGGUGAGGGUUAAAUAAACCUGCAGUGGAAGUCUCUUGACUUAACUAGAAUCACUUUGUGUCUCCACUUCCUACCGUUUCCAAAUUGUGUCCUUCUAUUUAUGACACUCAUUAGAAGUUCUUUCCCCAUAUCCUUUCUUCCAUAUCAGGGUUUUUUAAAUGCUCAGGAGAUGGUUCCGUUCAUACUUAUAUACAUUGUAUCUAUUAUCUCAUUUUGAUAUAACAGCUUUCAACAUUUUAUCUUUAAAUAAAACAAAGUUGCUACAUUUAGUACACAGUAAAUGAUUUUAAAAUGUUGCAUUAUAGGAAUAAUUAGUUGUGGUGUAUCGUUUCAUGCAAAGAGACCUCACUCCAGGCUCCUGCUGCCCAAAGCAUUGUGGAAGUUUGGUCAGGACACUGCUUUCUUUGGAUCAGCAUCCAUCAAGUUGCUCCUCUCAUGUAUUUGCUUGACUUUACUGGAGCAGCCUUUGGUUCUUCUCCGCACAUUACAUCUGCCUCGUGGAUCCUACUCCACACAGUACAGUUGUAGCAAAGUUUCCAUCUCAAUUGCCUGGAAGAAUGGUGUUUGUUAUAGAACCUUUACCUUGUGAUUGCGGUAUAAAAUACUGCCAUUUCACUGAAUGUGUUGGGAAAGCAAUUCCUUAAGCUAAAGAAAAAAAGGUAUAAUUGGAGGUGUAAUUUUGAUUUAGUUGUUUUAAGGCAAUAAAUUUAUUUAGGGUGUUGGCUUUGGAGAUUUCAGAUUGAAGAAGAGAGGCUAGUUCUUUAAACUUUUAUUUAACAUUUGCUAUUAGCCAUAUGACAUCAAAAAAGAAAGAUCUAACCCUUUCCUACCCUAACCCCUUCUAAAUUCAGAAAUGAGCCAUAACUCAUUAAGAGAACAGAAAAUAAAUUCCCUCACAUUUAUGUCCCAAAUUCUCAAAUGUGUUUAUGAAUAUGUAUAUCAGAUAAUUUGUAUGUAUGCAUAAUGAUCCCCUUUGAAUGUAAAUUAAUGGUAAUUUAAAUUACUUUUAUACAAAUGGAUAUUAAAACCAGGCACUAACCCUAGGAGAAUGUAGUACAUAAUGUUAGCAUAGAAAACAAGAGACUGAGCUUACUGUCCAGUAAUGAUAUCCUUUCUCUUACCUGGCAAGACUAUAUUGUACCUCCAUUUGAAGUCUCCUUGACCCAGUGAAGGUUCCCUUUUCCCUGAUUUUUCCAUAUAGUUCUGGAUAUGUAAGCUAUGUUUCUACUAGGAGUGAUCUUUCUUAUAACCAUUCUUCAAAUUUGUAUCUCCUUUAAAGUAAAGAAAAACAUGUACUUUUGGAAUGCCUGAGUCCUAGGAUCCCUUCAAAUUAUUUUUUAUAUUAUAUUGCUGAAAUUUAUAAUUGCUUGAAAUAGAAAUUUUUCCCUGGCUUCCUUUUGAUGAUGAUGAGGGGGGAUAGAAAGAGAAGGGAAGUUUACAGAGCGAAUUAAUAUUGAUGCCCUGUCCAUGCAUCUGAAUUUAACAUACCAGCUACAAACAGGAUUUAAACUUCCACUCAAAAACUGUGACAUUGCAGUUAUGAGAGCAGCUACUCCAAGUGACAUUUCUGUUUCCUCUUCUUUUCUGGAGACACAGAAACCUGUCCCUGAAGUUUUAAGCCCCCAUUGGACUAUGACAUUAUCCCCUAAGGCUAAUCAUUAUCAAUGUUUAUGUAAUUAGCAUUUUUAUUACAUUUGCUACCCUUUGAGUACAGAUUUAAUUUUAUGGCAUUAGGAGAAAUUAUAACUAACUUGGCAUACUCAGAAAGGAGUUCUGCCUUAAAGUAGGAACAGAAUGACUAACAAGCAUUUUCAUUGUAUUUCUUCCAUAAACCCAAUUAAAAUCUUUUCCUAGGACUAAUGAGUUUCAGGCAUUACCGUAGAUCUUCUCAUCCUUUAGGCAAUGGCCAAGCCAUUUUCUGUCUAGUGCUUUAGGAAAAAGCUUUUUUUAAAAAAAAUUCAGUUUAAAGCUACUAACAUGCUUUUAUGGGGGAAAUGUUAUUGUCAAAAGUGGUCAGUUUUUGCAUUUUUCUUGUCACACACAAGCUUCAGUAAUGGUUUCUAGGAAGAUAAAACUAGAGUAAUGUUGACAAAUUCUGGACUUCAACAUGAAUAGAGUCAUGGAAGAAUUUAUUUGAUCUAAUUUACAUUAAUUAAUGGUCACUAAAAAGGUAGCUGUUAAGGAUAAAUCCAACAGUUCCCCUUUUACUACUUGAUUAAGAAGUAAACCAGCUACAUCUUGAUUCCUUAGCUUUUAGUAGACAUGGUGUCAGGGCUAUUGUAAUGUUUCAGAAAUUAAAAAAGAAUAAUUCUACCAAACAAAGAUGACCUUUCUUUUUUAAAGGGAGCUGAAAUAUCUGAGAAUUCUGGAAGUCUUUCUUCACUCUGGCAGCAUAGGCAUUUUCAAAUCCAGCCACAGCUUCAGUAGAAUAUAUAGCUAUAUAGGUAUUUGCUACAUUCAGAAGGUGAGAGUUGACUGUUAAAUGUUUCAUGUCCCUCAUAUGCAAAGAUGCUCUGACAACAGGAUGUGCCCUUUGGCAGUGACUUUCUGUUUGUUGUGAUGAGUUGUGUGGAACCAUCCAUACUCUCAUUCCUUAGUCUUUGUGAACUAUGGCACAAAGUGUGAGCCUGCUGCAGUUUAGUGAAGUCCAAAGCUGGCUGUUAAGCAGAUUGGAUCGUUUCUCUACAGGAAGGUAUGACCUUACAUUUCAUUGUUCUUUAACUAACUGGUUUAGAUAAUAAACAUAAAAUCCAAAUGGAGAAACUUUUUUUAAAUUUAAAAACCAGCUGUUGCAAGACAGUUUUACCUAAAACCUUCUCUGAGUUUGUAUGGAUUGUUUCCUGUAGAAGGGAAGAUGAGAUAAAAAAGGGGAAAAAAACCCUCUAGAUUCCAGAAUAUCUCUUUGGACUUAGCUAAAAUCAGGAAGACAGAGUCUCAGAUAUCUCUUACAUGUACAAAUGGCUAAAGAGAUGCUAUAUUUAGAGUCUCUUCCUCUGCCUGACAGUUUGGCACUUAAUUUAAUAGAGAGGAUAAGAUAAAGCCAGCUUUUUGUUUUUGUUUUUUCUUAUCCAAACAUGAAUUCUCCUGUAAAGAUACUUUUGAGUGUGAGGAUGUGUGCAUAUGUGUGUAUGUGUGUUUUUAACAGUGGCUGUUUAAAGUGUUUUUCACAACAUGUUUAAUAAUCAGUGCUUUAAAAAGCAGAUGGUGUCUCUGUAAAGUGGGAACUUGGGUCUAUGGCAUUGGAUGUAAAUUUUAGGUCAUACCAUAUUGUAAUGUCUCACUCUCUGUUGGGGAAGGAGAACCAAACUGGUUUAUUUAUAUGAAUUGUGGGAAACUUAAGAAAGAUGAAAAACCAACUAACAGGGUAGUGAGGAAAGAGGACUAUCAUAAAGAUGGAAAAACCAGCAUCUAAGGUUAGACCUGUGUUUUCAUUUCAAAUGGGAUACAGUAUUUUUUUUUUAUAAGGAGCCAUACUUUUUUUUUAAAGUAAUUUGAGAUCUGAAUGUGAUUUCUAAUUGUAUCAGACGUUAAUGUUUUAAAGCUAUAACAAAGUUUAAAAUUUCUACUUUUUUUUCAUUUAUUUUAACUGUUCUGUUAUCUGUUAUCUAAAAUUGAUGUACGUGGUUGGGAGAAGUUUUGCUUCUCCUGUUAGCAUUUGUUUCUAUAACCGGAAAUAAAAUUAUAUAUUAAAGAGAUGACACCCAAAAAA
Monodelphis domestica (gray short-tailed opossum) is the source of this 12137-nucleotide messenger RNA. It is a transcript of the gene FOXK1, whose product is annotated as forkhead box K1. NCBI's taxonomy places the organism in Eukaryota, Metazoa, Chordata, Mammalia, Didelphimorphia, Didelphidae. The record is from RefSeq and is a predicted model, not a curated record. Gene Ontology annotation, molecular function: DNA-binding transcription factor activity, RNA polymerase II-specific; protein binding; RNA polymerase II cis-regulatory region sequence-specific DNA binding. Gene Ontology annotation, biological process: regulation of transcription by RNA polymerase II.